UUAUAACUCGCAAAGCUUUUUAAAUAGAAUAGGUUUUCCACUUUUCUUCUAACCCUAACCGGCGGCUGCUUCGUUCCCUCUCGUUCCACACUCUCGCUGCGCCGAUUCUUCGAAUUAUUGAACCAAUAUGAAGUUCAACAUUGCGAAUCCCACCACCGGCUGCCAGAAGAAGCUCGAGAUUGAUGACGAUCAGAAACUUCGAGCUUUUUAUGAUAAGAGAAUCUCACAAGAAGUCAGUGGAGAUGCCCUUGGAGAGGAAUUCAAGGGUUAUGUUUUUAAGAUCAUGGGAGGAUGCGACAAGCAGGGCUUUCCCAUGAAGCAGGGAGUUCUAACUCCUGGACGUGUUCGUCUGCUACUUAGUAGAGGAACCCCUUGUUUCCGUGGAUAUGGCAGGCGCAAUGGAGAGCGUAGGAGGAAAUCUGUUCGCGGUUGUAUUGUGAGUCCCGACCUUUCUGUUCUUAACCUGGUUAUUGUGAAGAAAGGUGAAAAUGAUCUUCCCGGGCUGACUGACAUCGAGAAACCUAGAAUGAGAGGACCAAAGAGGGCCUCUAAGAUUCGCAAGCUCUUCAAUCUGUCCAAGGAAGAUGAUGUCCGCAAGUAUGUCAAUACUUACAGAAGGACCUUCACCACGAAGUCAGGUAAGAAGUGCAGCAAAGCACCCAAGAUCCAAAGACUUGUGACUCCCCUCACGCUGCAAAGGAAGCGUGCUAGAAUUGCUGAGAAGAAGAAGAGAAUCGUUAAGGCCAAGGCUGAAGCCGCAGAGUACCAGAAGCUUCUUGCUAGUAGACUCAAGGAGCAGAGAGAGCGCAGGAGCGAGAGCUUAGCAAAGCGCAGAUCGAAGCUCUCUGCUGCGUCAAAGCCGUCUCUUUCUGCCUAAACGAUUUUGAUGGAUGAGCAAUAUUUACAUUAGGAGGUACUUUCUUUGUUUUAUUUUUGAUUUGUAGUUUGAAUGCUUAUCUGAUGGUUUUGAUUCGUUAUCUUUCCUUUGUUAUGUCUGCUUGUUUUGUGUUUUGAUAAUUUGGCAUUCUUAGAAACCUGACGAUAAAUCUUAUUUAUGGAAUUAUGUGGAUUUCUUUUUCAUUCA
This is a messenger RNA of Dendrobium catenatum, 1084 nucleotides long. RefSeq names its product 40S ribosomal protein S6. The record is from RefSeq and is a predicted model, not a curated record. Gene Ontology annotation, biological process: translation. Gene Ontology annotation, cellular component: ribosome. The transcript has 6 exons. Lineage: Eukaryota; Viridiplantae; Streptophyta; Magnoliopsida; Asparagales; Orchidaceae. Bases 128 to 877 code for a protein of 249 amino acids. Gene Ontology annotation, molecular function: structural constituent of ribosome.